GGUGAGCUCAGCACCGUCCACAAAAGCUGGAAUGAAAAAACCCAAAAUGGACAAAAGCUGUCAAAAAUGCUUUUAAUACACCGACGUUGCUGAUUGCUGUGGUCUGAGGAGGACAUACAGCCACCAUGGUGAAUUCAGGGAUAUGCUGUGCCAACCUCAAGGACAACAAAGCCUUGAUGAAGAUGGGGCUGGCCUUGGUUCUGGUGGGCCAUGUCAACUUUCUUCUGGGCGCACUGGUGCACGGCGCUGUGCUCCGACACAUCAAGAUUCAGGCCACACUCCGGACUAUUGUGUACACCACCUCUAAUGUCAUCGCCAUUGUGGAAGGCUUGGUGGGAAUUAUUUGUGGAAUAAUAGCUAUUUUCUUGUCCAAAAACAAGAAAAACAGGAUCCUGAAGUGGGUUCUGUUGUUCUGCAGCUUUCUGGCAGGUCUCUUGGGAAUUGCUGCUGCCCUGUCCUUGUCAAUUUCUACAAUCAAAGCCAUUAUUCAUGAAGGAAAAAGCCUUCUAGAGCUCUGCCAGACUCAGGACAUCGACUCAUCCAGCAUUACCAACGAAUGUCCCUUUGACCCCACUCGUCUCUAUGGAACCACCAUCAUCCUGUGGGUGCCGCUCAUCGUGAUGUCCAUCGUGGAACUGGUGUUCUGCUUCCGCUGCUUUGCUGCCUGCACUUCAUUUCUGUACCUGUGCCCAUGCAGGAGGAAGCCGGUGCUGGCUCGGAGGGUGCGUAUCCAGGCUAGAACUGAAAUCCCAACACCCCGCCCAGAACCAGAUGAAGAGACGGGAGCUGAAGAAGAGCCCGUAGAGCAGGAUGAGCUCCUGGACAGGAAUACUGUGGUGGAGCAGAGCGACUGGCUCUGAAACCGUCGGAUCUGAAAGGCUGCAGUUCCGACGGCCUCGACGAGACAGAACUCAGGGGAUGAAUAAACAGAUUCCAGAGCCGCGUCUGUUACACCUCAAACGUUCCAAGACUUUUGGACUUAAGCAAACAAAGUUGUUGUAAUUUAUAUUUUGUCUUUUAGUGGCGGGGUGGAUUUUUUUUUUCUUUUUGAAUGAAUCUCUCAGAUUUUACUCUUUUAUGCGAUAAAAUGUUUGUAUCUUGUUUGAUGUUUUGAAAAAUGAGCCACUUGUAUGUCUUUUGUAAAACUGCAUCACCAUCAACCAAAAAUCACAUUUUCUACACUGAUUAAAAAGGAAAAAAACAUUUUAAUAAAAUUGCAACUCAUGG
Molecule: messenger RNA, 1227 nt
Organism: Cololabis saira (Pacific saury)
Lineage: Eukaryota; Metazoa; Chordata; Actinopteri; Beloniformes; Belonidae
Gene: tmem54a
Product: transmembrane protein 54a
Exons: 6
Coding region: 126-860 (244 amino acids)
Source: RefSeq, a predicted model, not a curated record